This is a messenger RNA of Miscanthus lutarioriparius, 873 nucleotides long. NCBI's taxonomy places the organism in Eukaryota, Viridiplantae, Streptophyta, Magnoliopsida, Poales, Poaceae. The record is from the annotation of a GenBank genome assembly.
AUGGAGGCCUAUGUUGCUCAACCAACAGAAGAAGGGCAAGAUCCGAAGACUCAUGUUCAAGCUAUAGCUCAUGUUAUGCCAAAAUCAACUUUUCUUCGCAGUGUUGGCAUGCAGUCCACAGCGAUAAAGAGAAAUGCCAAAGCUACUGCAAUGAAUGAUCGCGUAAAUGAGCUUGAGAGUGAAUUGCAAGCUAAGAAGAUGGGAUCAGCAGGACUACGAUCACAGCUGGCUGAUGUGCAGAAGCAAUUAGAGGAUCAGAAAGAGGCAGCAAGGAAGAAUGAAGAAGCAGCAAGGAAGAACAAAGAAGAAACUGAGAAGCUGAAGCAGCAAGGCCUUGAAAUCCAAGGUUUCCUUCGUACCUUGUUUGGCAACAAGUUUGCAUCACCUGAUGCUCAGCCGACUGGGUCUUCUAAGAAGCAUGAGCUCAAAUCUAAGCAAAAAUUGGAAAAGAAACUCAGCUUUUACACAAAAGUAAAAGAUGCAGUUAUUUCCUUAAAUGCUAAGAAGACUAUCAGUAAGAAAAAUAAACAGAGUCGGCGCCAGAAGAAACUGAAAGCAUAUGAUCUCUCGGCACUGUCUGAGUUCCUCCCAGAACCAGCUGCACCAGAGCAGAAGACUGAAGCAAAGCUGAACUGCAAGUCAAGACAGACAUUAGUGGUACGGGAAUCUGCUCGUCUUAAGGUUGUACUGGACAACCUGCAGUUCCAGCUUGACCCAUUCGCUGCGAUCCAUCAGCACCUGCUAGGAACGCAGCCGCCUGCAGCUGCAAAGGACAGUGACGCAGGGAAGCAGGGGAAGGAGGACUCCAAGGACAAGAAAAGGAGGAGGAAGAAGAAGGGUGCAUCGUCAAGCUCUCAAGCAAUGGAUAUCUGA